CCAAGGAAAAACAAAAAUUCUCAUAUUGGGCCAAAGCGAAUAAAGAAAGUGGGCCGUGAGAAGCCCAUUAUGAACCCAUACCGUUGAAUAUUGUUUUUCGAACCAACUAACCGACACUUGGUAAAACAUAACAACAGGAACAUUAGUUACAUUCCCACGAACCGAGCAUUAGUUAUAUUCCCACGAACCCAGUCCCUGUUUCUCUGUCUUUUUUUUCUUUAUCCAUGCGCGUUGUGGAGGACAGACAGAAUGCACCAAGUUUAGAUCUAGCCUGUGAUACCAAUCGCAUAUAUAGAGCAAGCUCUAUAACACUGCAUAGAACAUUGUACGGAUCCGUGUCCAGAACAGGUGCAAUAAAAUAUACUAUAUAACAUCGUUGUGGUGAUUGAAUCAUGUCGCGGAGACCGGUGAAUCCGUCUCGGCGAUUCGGAGACAGUGGAGGUGGAUUGUUUUCAUCUUCGAAAUCAAAGUCGUCACCGGUUGUGUCGGUUGGGCUCAUAAUUGUGGGAUGCCUGUUUCUCAUUGCGUAUGUGUACAAGGGCUCAGGCGUUUUUGGUAGCCGUUUGGAGUCUGUGAGCAGGGUUGAAGGUGAUUAUUUGUGUGCUGGAGAGGUCCUACGAGCAAUUCCCAUUUUGCAGAAAGCAUAUGGUGAUAGCUUACAUAAAGUUUUGCAUGUUGGUCCUGAUACUUGCUAUGUGGUCUCUAAAUUGCUAAAGGAGGAGGAAACUGAAGCCUGGGGUAUAGAACCUUAUGAUAUAGAGGAUGCUGAUGGUAAUUGCAAAACACUUAUCGGCAAAGGCAUUGUGCGUAUGGCUGAUAUCAAGUUUCCUCUUCCAUACAGGCCAAAAUCUUUCUCUCUUGUAAUUGUUUCGGAUGCCCUUGAUUUCUUAUCUCCCAGAUACCUUAACAAAACUCUUCCAGAUUUGGCAAGGGUAUCAGCUGAUGGAAUAGUGAUAUUUACUGGUUUUCCAGAUAAUCAAAAGGCUAAGGUUGCAGAUGUUUCUAAAUUUGGAAGAACAGCUAAGAUGAGGAGUUCAUCCUGGUGGGUUCGGUUUUUCCUUUCGAUUAACUUAGAGGAGAACGAAACUGCUUCCAAAAAGUUUGCACAGGCUUCAACUAAGAGUUCAUACAUUCCAAAUUGCCAGAUAUUCCACCUGAAGUCUCUCCAUUGACUUUCAGGAUGCUUUAAGUACAACAAUCAUUUGUACCAUGUGUUUUCAUCUACAACGCUUUCUUUUAUAAAGGCAAUUAAUUAAUCAAUUUUUUUUCACCAUGGUA
Messenger RNA from Glycine soja, 1278 nucleotides. Its product is annotated as probable pectin methylesterase CGR3. The transcript has 7 exons. The record is from RefSeq and is a predicted model, not a curated record. Lineage: Eukaryota; Viridiplantae; Streptophyta; Magnoliopsida; Fabales; Fabaceae. Bases 393 to 1172 code for a protein of 259 amino acids. Gene Ontology annotation, molecular function: methyltransferase activity. Gene Ontology annotation, biological process: pectin metabolic process.